This is a messenger RNA of Paramecium octaurelia, 468 nucleotides long. The record is from the annotation of a GenBank genome assembly. Lineage: Eukaryota; Ciliophora; Oligohymenophorea; Peniculida; Parameciidae.
AUGAAUUUGAAAAGAAUCAAAUGUUCAUCAAAGAAGGAAGAAAAGCGAUUAUUUCAUAUUGAUCAAAUCUGGAAGUUUUCUUGUUAAAAAAAUAAUGAAUUCAAUUAAACAAAUGUUAAUGUAAAUAGAAUUACUAAACAAUUAAGCUCUUUGAAAUUGGAGAACUGCAGGUGUUUGGUUUCUAUCAUCUCAACAUUAAAUUGCCACAUGAAUAGUCUCUUCUCUGUAAUACAUCAGAAGGCUAUGCAUACAAAAUUAAUAGAACCUCCUUGGUUGAAAGAAUGUUCGAAUAAUAAGGUGAUGAACUUAAACAUCACAGAAUUGAACUACAGCAAUUAGCUAAUUUAAGGACAGAAAAGUGAAGUCAAAACGGCAAAUAUUUAUCCACAAUACUUUUGCAAAAAUAUUAACAUGAUAUUAUCGAAGAACAUUCACAGAUAACUUAACCCAUAAAAAAUGAUAAGCUGA